Messenger RNA from Saccostrea echinata, 946 nucleotides. RefSeq names its product hippocalcin-like protein 1. The record is from RefSeq and is a predicted model, not a curated record. Gene Ontology annotation, molecular function: calcium ion binding. Bases 138 to 755 code for a protein of 205 amino acids. The transcript is spliced from 2 exons. Lineage: Eukaryota; Metazoa; Mollusca; Bivalvia; Ostreida; Ostreidae.
AUUUAAAUCACCGUUUGACCAACUUAUUUGGAAGUUUGUUGAGCGUUAAAUCGAUAUUGUCUAAUUAGAUAUUAACAAGGAUGCAUUGUAUUUCAAAAAUACGUUUAUAAAAGUUCAAUCAAGCAUGUAUAAACUAAAUGAUAAAAGCUUGUUUUGAGCUGAAUUUGGUGGUAGUAGUACACCGCAUUUUAAAGAAAAUGGGACAACGUCAUAGUAAAUUGGCUCCUAAAACCUUAGCUGAGCUGAGAGAUCAGACUAAUUUUACUGUGGAUGAACUCAACGAGUGGUACAAAGAAUUCAAGAGCAGCUGGCCGAAAGGAGCGUUGACAGUGGACGAGUUUAAGAAAGCAUACUCGACUUUCUUUCCGCUAGGGGACGCCUCGGAGUUCGCCAAGCACGUGUUCCGUGUUUUUGACCAAAAUGAUGACGGUUUGCUGGACUUCCGGGAGUUUGUGUGUGGGUUCAGUGUGGUGCUCAGAGGAAGUGUGGAUGAAAAACUGUCCUUUAGCUUCCAGAUUUACGACAUUAAUGGGAAUGGAUUUAUCACUAGAGAUGAAAUGAAGGAGGUCCUUUCUGCCAUGUACAAAGUGGAGUGCGCGCUGUCGGCUGACCCCAAGAGAGAUGACCCGGAAGAACGAACGGACGCCAUAUUUAACCAGAUGGACAUAAACUGUGAUGACAACUUGUCCGUUGAGGAAUUCGUACAGGGGAUCAAAAAGGACCCCCACAUCCUCAAAAUACUGGAAAUCCAGUGACACGAGAUAAAGACGACUGUUUGUCUCUGUGAACUUUAGUGGUAAUUAAUUUAGUAAGGUUAAUAAUAACACUUUGCUGAAGAAUCUAAUAUGAGUUUUCAGUGUAUUAUAUAUGAUAUCAAGGCUCGUGUAAAUGGAUGGUUCUACCGUAACCAUUCAAGUAUAUGUACAUGUUUAUCUAUAAUUCUUUG